Messenger RNA from Ctenocephalides felis (cat flea), 21241 nucleotides. RefSeq names its product titin homolog. Gene Ontology annotation, biological process: protein phosphorylation. Gene Ontology annotation, molecular function: ATP binding; protein binding; protein kinase activity. Lineage: Eukaryota; Metazoa; Arthropoda; Insecta; Siphonaptera; Pulicidae. The record is from RefSeq and is a predicted model, not a curated record.
GCAGACUUAGAAAACGGGGUCCAUAUAUUUAUAAAAGACAAAUAUGUCAUUUAUUAUAUUUUAUUAUUAUUUAAAGAAAAGUUAAGAAGUUUAUAAACUAUGUGAGGUGUUCAUAAACUUACAAAUUGUAAAUGUCGUAUGCAAAUAAAUAUGUUCGCAAUUGAGUAUGUUGGUGUGCUAUAGAUUUUGAAAUAGUGAUUAUAGUGUUAUAGGAUUAUAAACUUUGAUGGAUCUAGAUGGAAAUCAUAUGGACCCCGGUUCAAGUCAAGCGAUUUGCCUGGAAAACGAAACCGCAACUCUUGUAUUUCACUUACCACCAAGGAAAAGUGAUGGAAACUACAAUUAUACAAUAAGCCGGGAUGGUUUUCCGAUCGACCCGAGCGACAGGGUCCGCCUUUCGGAGCGUCCAGGAGCAAAGUCGGGCUCUGAGGUCAGGCUCACGGUUCAGGCUGUUCGCCAGGGCGACGCCGGCCGCUACACGCUCAGCGCACACAGCGCGGCGACGGCGGAUGUGGAAGCGAGGGCUACCGCCGAAUUGAAGGUUUUAAGAAAAGCGUUCCAGGAGGGAGAAAAUCCGCCGGAAUUGCUAAAGAGACUGACCGACUUGGCGGUGAAAGUUGGAACUAGGACGCGUUUGGUAGUGCAGCUCAAAGACGCAAAGGAUGCGACGGUUACAUGGUUCCACAACGAUAUACGCCAAUUGGAAUCUGAACGUUUCCGAUUGGUAAAUGAGGGUUCUCUGUUUUGCUUAGAUGUAGCUCCAGUAAUGCAGCAGGAUGCUGGGUACUGGACUUGCAUGGCUGAAAACACCAGUGGAAGAUCUAGUACUGGUUGUAAUCUUAAUGUUUUAGUCCCAAAGGCUUAUAAGAAACCCGAGUUUUUAGAAGAACUUAAAGCGUUAUUAACUGAGUUUGGUACGGUAUCAUUAGAAUGUAAAGUUGUUGGUGUGCCGACUCCAGUGUUACGAUGGUUUAAAGAUAAUAAGGAAAUAAAGGCUGGAGAUAUAUUUGCUUUGACUGCAAACCCCGAAGACCCUACUUCUCUCGGUACAUAUACGUGUGAAGCAGUAAAUUGUAUGGGUCGCACUUAUUCCUCGAGUAAAGUCCAUGUUGUUGGUAAAGGUAGCAGAGAAGGAAGUUUAAAACCUGUUGAUAUUUCGACGGGCGUUGGACCUCCGCCAAUAUUCACGCGUGAGCUCCAAGGUACCAAUGUCAAAAUUGGUGAUUCAUUUAGCCUUUCUUGUCAAGUGAUUGUACCCCCUUGGCCAAAAGUAGUCUCAUGGUACAAUAGCGCGGGUCGUAUAGAUCCAGAUGAGCCGGAUUCGCGAUAUAAAAUAAUCGAGGAUCCAACUAUAGGGUCAUUAGGAUUAGAAAUAGUUUCAGCUCAAAAGAAAGAUUCCGGAGAAUGGAAAUGUGUGGCUACAAGCCGAGACGAAUGCGUUAGCAUAUCGACUUGCAAUGUGCAAAUGGAAAUUCCUAAGAAUUAUAGGGCGCCUCGCUUCAUGGAGAGUCUUAAAGCGGUGCUCACAGAAGAGGGCCUUGUAUCUUUUGAAUGCAAAGUUGUCGGUUUUCCAAGUCCCGUUCUCCGCUGGUUCAAAGAUGGUGUAGAACUUAAACCUGGUGAUGUUUAUCAAUUGACUGGCACAAAUUCGCUUGGUUCAUACUGUUGCAUUGCUAGGAACUGUAUGGGAGAGUCAAGCAGCACAGCUGAAUUGACAAUCGAAGACAUUCAAAGCCAAUUGAAUGAUGAAGAAAGAAUGCAUUUGUUCUCUUGGAAUCAAACUCCGAAAUUUUUACAAGGGCUCAAAAGCUGUGAGGCAAGGAUAAAUGAGCCUUUCAAAUUUACAGUACAAGUGAAUUUAAUUUCUGAGCCGAUAUUAUCCUGGUAUCGUGACGAUCAUCCGGUCGAACAAAGUGACCGAUAUAAAAUUACUCGUGAAAAAACAGGAUUUUGUCAUUUAGAAGUGCAAUGUCUUGAAUUCCUCGAUCAAGCCGAAUGGAAGUGUGUAGCUAUGAAUGAUUUCGGCCAUAGUAUCACGUCGUGCUUUCUCAAACUUCUUAUUCCUCGACAUUUUAAGAAACCUAAAUUUUUAGAAGCCUUGCGAGCAGUUUUAUCUGACGAAGGUGCUGUAAAUCUUGAAUGCAAAGUAAUAGGUGUACCUCAGCCUGUUCUACUUUGGUAUAAAGAUGGUGAAGAACUGAGACCUGGUGAUAUUCAUAAAAUUAUAUCAGGACAGGACGGUACUUGUUGUUUAGGGACAUACACAUGCGAGGCUAGAAAUUGCAUGGGCGUUGCAGCCAGCUCCGCCUCAUUAUUAGGCUAUGAAAAUGCUCAAAAGCAGGAGCAGAAAUUACAAGAGGUUGCUUUGCAAAAAAAUACAUCUCUUUCAACAAUUCAAGAAGAAAGAACAUCACAGAUGUACGAUACACCGGUGGGUGAUAUAACGCUAGACGAGCGCGGCGACGUAUCCUUUUCUUUUGAUGGCAAGGAGGUGUCUGUUUCAUUGUACGAAACUCCGGAUUUAACUGAAGAAGAGGCUUUGCAGAUAAUUGAAAUGUAUGCUGAUCAAUUAUCAGAAAAUGUAACUGAACAUAAUGUAGUUGAACUACCCAACCUCAGAUUUGUUAAGGAAACUUCAACUUCGGGAAAUUUACUGAUGGAAGCUGUAGUCAUUGAUGUAACGUCUCCUAAUAGCUUAGGCAUUGCAGAAUGUGAAGAUUUACGUACAGAAAUGGAUGUCGAAGAUUUAUCUUCAAUAACCGAUUCUAAUAUGCCUACGUCCCCAACGGAUGAUAAAUCGAUAAGUGAAGCUGAUGUGAGACGUUUAACAGAUGAAUACAUGAAACAGAUGAGUGAAAAACUUUCUGGCGAAACACCUCCUGCAAGACCGCCAAGAAAAUCUGACUCUCAAAAGACAGCUGAAGAAUUUUUCAGCGUUUCAUCCCCUCCUAAAGAAAAGAACGAUAUUGAUGAAGUUACUGAGUGCAUUAGUGAAUCAGACCCAUUAACUUUUGUAAGUGCCAAAAAUUCAGAGUCUAAAAGAAAAAGUGAUAUUAUUGAGGUUGAUAUAUUAAAUAUUGAUAGAGCCGAUAUAGAAUUGAAAAUCGAUCAAGCAAUUAAAGAAACUAUGGAAUUAUUCCAAGCAGAUGCAAGACUAACUUUAAAUGAAAUUACUGAAUAUAUGGAAGCCGAAGAAGAAAAAUUACCACUUCGAGAUUUAUCAGGGGAGGAAGGUGAUGGUUUAGUAUUUGCAAAUUUGCAAACAGAACAUUCAAUGGAUUCUUAUCAAUGCAAUAAAACUGAUUUAGCUUCACUAGAAUCCUAUCUUGAUGUUGUUGUCAAUCAUCUAGCAGCUGUAGAAGAAGAAGUAUCUGUGCAAGCUACUAUGAUGGUGGUAACAAAAUCAGCAGAUAAAAGUUUUCAGGUAUUAAAUAGCAUUGUAGAACCAAUAAAAGAGAUUCAAAAUGUGCUACAUCUCGUAAAAGCGCAAGAUGGCAAAUAUAAUUCAAAAACUUUUGAUAUGAUGCUUAAACCGAUAAAACAUUUGCAACAGGGUUUGACCAUGAUUGAAAAAUGUAUUGAAAUUGAUGAAGUUGGUCAUACAUUAGUUCAGAGAACUUGCGUUUGUAUAGUAGAUACAGUGAGUAACCAAUUACAGCAAGCAUUUGAACUUAUGAAAAAAUUUUCGCCGCCAGAAGUAAGCGCAAACUCUUCUAAUGAAGCUAAUUUAAUAUUGACCGAUAUGCAGACGGGACUGAAACUUUGUCAAGAUACUAUAAAAUCUCAGGAACUGAUACGAGAAGCUGCUGAUCUGGAAGCAGCUAAAUAUACUGAAGAAUCUAUAGCACGAAUUCAGAAUGAUACGAAUAAAUUAUUAAACAUAACUGAUAGCUUCAAAUUGUCUGAUGAAAAUAUUGGAGCAACACAAUUGAAACAUGUUUGUAGACCUGUAGUAAAAAUACAAGAAGCAUUGGAAAGUAUUGAACAUGAACUUUCUUUAGAAGAUCACGAAGAACAAAUGUUUCCAAAUAUCAAUAAUUUUAUUCUAGAAAAAAUUUCAGGACCAAUUGAAGAACUGCAAAAAGAAAUUGCAACAAUUGAAGAACAAAAUAAUAUAGAUAAGAUUGAUAGACAUAUUAAUGUAGCAAUAUUGGACGUAGUUACUCCUCCUAUGUAUGAAUUAGCUAAAGGUUUGCAAUUACUUAAAGAUCAAGCUGAGAAAGAAAAUGCUGGAAUUAUAAGUAUAAAUAUCGUAGAAUCGCUUGUUCCCCCGUUACAAGAAAUUCAAAAUGGUUUAGCUAGAAUUGGAUUGGAAACUGAAGAAGGUUUAAUACCUAGUUCAGAUUCUAUUUCUGAGCAUUCUGAUCACAUUAAAAUAUUAAAAAAAAUGAGUCAAAUACUAAUAUAUUUCAAAAGUAAUAUAUACGCUUAGAAACAAGAGCGCCCUGAACUGACAAAUUCUCUAGAUAAUUUGCAUUUGUUACUUUCUAAAAUUUCCGAGAAUCUAGCAGUUCAUAGUUCUGGUGAAUGCAAUGCUGAGAUUUUCAACAUUUUAACAAAGCCUUUGGAAAACAUAAAUUCUGGUCUAAGACACAUUGAAGAAAAAUCAUCGUCCGGAAUUCUAUCUGAUUUGAUCGAACAUUUUGUUGACUUGGAAGAGAAUAUUGUCACAAGCAUAAAAACAUUAUCGAAGAACCAUACUCAAUCUGAUAAAAAUAUAAAUAACCUAGAAUCUAUGUUAACUAUACUGAACAAUAUAAAAAGCGAAAUUAAAAUUAAUGAUAAUGAUAUUUUACAAAACGAAUACGAAAAGAAAGUUAAGAAUGAAGAUAAAACGAAAGUUAAAAUGUUGCAUGAACAGUUACAAAGUAUUAAUGUCGCAGCUGAAUAUUUACAAGAAAUUGAUCAUACGUUAGAUGGGAUUGAAAAAUGUGUUGAAGUUUUGCAGUUUAAAAACUGUGAGCUGAGGAAUAGUAUUGAUGUUAAUAACAGUAUUCAAUUACUAUCCGCACCGUUAAAAGAACUUCAUGCCUGCAUUGAAAAAUUAAGUACGAAUCAAGAAGUUAUAGAAUGCCUGAAAGUUAAACCAAAAUGUGAACUAUUACCUGUAGGCAGUAUUGAAGAACCUUUGCGAAAUCUAAGUGUAGUAUUAUCAAUAUUGGAAUGCUCACAGACUACUUCAAUCAAAGAUGAAGAUUUAAAUCAGCAAACCGCCGAUUUAAUAAGGGUUCCGCUCGAAGAAUUGAAUACAGGAAUAUCUGCUAUUCAAAAACAAAUUCUUUAUAGUCCAGUUAAAGAGAUUUCUCAAAAAAUAACAGAAUUAGAGCUAAGUAAGCCGCUAGAAGAAUUACAAAGUUGUAUUGAGAAAAUUGAACAAGAUUUAAACAUAGCGUCAGCAGUCAAAACUAUGAAAAAACUUGAAAACUGCUUAGAAAUGGUGACUAAACAAGAAAAAAUAAUUAAGUGUGAUAUAACAAUAGAUGCUAUUAUACCGUGCUUGCAAAAAUUACAAUCAUCGAUUCAAAAAGUAGUCGAAAAUAAAACACGUAGAAGUUCGUUAGAUCAAUUAAUACUUAAAUCUGAUUUGGAAGCAUUAAAAAAGUUAGCAAUACCAAUUACUGAGUUGGAAAAUGCUUUGAAAAUAACUGAAGUUGAUGUGAAACAGCCAUUUUCAGAAUUGGAAAAUUCUCUUGCUAAUUUACAUUCAUGCAUAGAUGAAGUACACAAAAAUGUAUUUUCGUCAUUAGAGUUAGCGCAUGAAACACCAGACUUAAGUUUAUCAAAUUCUCUUUUAGAACUUCAAAAAUCUUUGGAAUGUACUAAAAAGAAUGAUGUUAUAACUGAAGACAGUGAAAAACAUAACACAGCUGUUGAUACACUGGAAAAAUUGGAAAAAUGUAUUGUCAUAAUGCAGGAACAAUCGCAUGAAAUUCAAACGACUAAUGCACCAAUUUCUCAGCUGGCAGUGCCUUUGCAAGAGUUACACGCCACCUUGAAAGAAAUUACAUCCAGCGAGACAAGAAUUCUAGAGCCUGUAGAACAAUUAAAAUUAAAUACAGAUCUAGAGGUAAUUAGCAAUUUAGCUCAGCCCAUAAGCGAAUUUGUAGAAGCAUUGGAAUCAUCUUACAAUUUAUGCGAACCUGCACAAUCUGAACCGAUGGUAGUCUCUUUUGAGUCACAAAUUAACCAUUUGCAAGCGAGUAUUAUUGACAUACAGGAGCAUGUCAUUUCUAUUGAACCUGAAAAUUCAGCCGACGCUAAGUCUACCCUGGCUAAGCCGUUAUUGGAACUACAGAAAUGCCUAUCUGAUAUGCAAAAUAUCGGCAAACAAGAAGUUAUCAUUGAUAAAACUGAUGUAUUAAUUACCAACAUUAAGGAUUGUGUUGAAUUGAUAGAAAAUGAAUUGAAUUCAGUAUCAAAUAAUGGUAUUCAGACUUUGAUAACACCACUACAGCAAUUGGAAUGCGUUUUGUUAAAAGACUUUAAAAAUGAUAAACUGGAUCAAGCUAAACUGUCAAUUGUAGAAAUUUUAGAAAAACCUUUUUCUGAAUUGAAGAAUGCAUUUGUAACACUCCAAAACGAAAUUAGUUUAUCUGCAUUGCCUGCAUUACCUUAUUUGAAUGACUUGAAGGUAGCCAUUUCACAAAUUCAAGUAGAAUUGGAUCCUGUCGUAUCAUCAGUGGAACAAAAUGCAACAUUUGCUGUUGUCUCGGAUGUUUUACAUAAGUUAGAAAAUGCUAUAGAAAUCAUAAAUCAGCCGCAGUUAUUUGAAAUUAUUACACAAAAUAAAUCAUUGGCUAAAAAUAUAGCCAAUGAAAUAAAUAAUUGUUUGAUUUGCAAGCCCUUGCAAAAAUUACAAUUGAAUCUGUGUGAUUUUUCUGAAAGUGUAGAAGUAUUAGAUAAGUCAAAAGAUAUUAUUGAAUUUAAAAUAUUAAACUCAUUAUCCCAUGAGUUCGAAGAAUUGAAUAAAACGUUAACAUCGACUGCUAUUGCAAAUAAUAAGACUAAAGCCGACCAAAAUGCCAUCAUGAACCAAUUUAAGUCACUAGCUGAAACCAUACAAAAUAUUAUAUCAGAAGAUCUUCAAGCUUUAGAAGUAUCAUUUGUUCAACCUAUAUUAGAACUUGGACAAUGUUUUACGUUAUUACAAAAGGAAAAUGAAAGCGUAGAUCAAUUUAAUAAAGGUAUUGAGAAAGCAAAAGGCAUUGAAACAACUAUCAAUGAGAUUGAAAAAUGUAUAGAUGCUAUUAAAUCUCAGCCCAUGAUUAAUACAGCAGAUCAGAAUUCUCUGAAAGAUGAAAUAGAAUUUUUAGUUGCAACCAAAGUAGAGAAAUCGGAUGCUGAUUCUAUAAUUAAAUGCGAUUUAGUUGAAGUAAUGCAAGUUCUUGAGAAACCUUUGCAACAGCUUCAAUAUGCCAUACAAGCCGUGCAAACCACUCCACCAGAAGAAGCUCAAUCUAGAGACUCUUACACCGCGAAACCCGAAUUAGCUCAACCGUUAGUAGAACUUCAGAAUUGUAUCGCUAUUAUACAAGAACAAGAUUUAUUGAGCGGAGGUAUCGAAGAUAUAUCCACUGUGGAUGAAGUGUCUGCCUUAACAACAGCAGCAGAAUUAAUUUGCAGCACCAGAGAUGAAAUUUGCGUGCAACACCCGGAAGUUUUGGAAGACAUUGCCAAAUUAGAUGACUACAAAGCGGUUUCAGGAAUUGAAAACGAAUACAUAGAACAAAUAAUAAAUCAAGCUGACCUGCAAAAGUAUUAUCCAGAAAUUAUAAAUUUAUUCAAUACAAUGCACGUCUUUGCGUUACCUCUAGCACAUUUGCAGUCUUGUUUCACGUUUAAUAUUGAAAAUAUUCUUAAAAACGAAAACAAUAUCAGUUAUGCCAAUAAAAUUAAUGGAUUUAUCGAAGAAUUACAAAACUUUGUAGUAAUAGCUCAAACGCAAUCUAAAUUGGGGUCAAAUGAGGAACUCAUAACUUUAAAAGAUGUAAGCGAUCUUUCCACACUUGAAGAUCUUAGUCAUAAAAUAAUUAGUGAAUUAGAAAAAAGCAGUAUCAGCAGUGAUGAAGUAAGUUCAUUUGUAAAAUCAUUGAAGACCCUAAUAUGCUUUGUUGAAUUCUAUAAAAAGCAGCUGAUUAAUUUAGAAUCUUCAGCAACUGUUUUAAAUGAUUAUGCUACAACUGAGCAUCAGGUAGAACUGGAAAAUGUUUUGGAGCUAUCUCGAGAAGAAAUGACUGGAACACAAGCAAAAGAAAUUGAAUGUGUAGAACAAAAGGCAGAACAGCAUGGUCAACAUGUUUUAGAACAUGUAAAUAUGCCUACAUCAGAAUCUGCCACGACUAUGAGUUUAUUAGAUAGCGUAACCUGCGAGUUAGCACAGACUAAAGACUAUAUUGUAUUGCAAGAGGAUAGUGUGGUUGAAACUGCCGAAGAAAUUAUUUUGAUCAUCAAAAACGAAAAUGAAACUGAAUGUGAUAAGAAGACUGAAACAAAGUUCGAAUUCGAUGAAAAGGAAAUGAACUUUGGAAAAUUAGAGCUUGAUGAAGAAAAUAAAAUCUUAGAUGUAACAGCUAAGCUAGAAGAAGAAAACAAAAUUAAGAAUGAAUCAAUGGAAUUCAAAGGAGAAGAGAAACAUAGUGAAGAAGAUGACGAGGCGAAAACUGUUGAGUUAAAACAUGGGGAUCAGGAGAAAAUAAAAACUGAAAAGGAGAAUGAGCAAUUGGAUCUUGAAGAUGAAGCACAAAUGAAAAGUAGAAAACAAACUUUGACAGAAUCUGAAUUACCUGAUCAACUAAUCCACGAAGAAGAAAAAAUAGAUCAAUCGCAUAAAGUUCAAACGACUAACGCACCAAUUUCUCAGUUGGCAGUGCCUUUGCAAGAGUUACAUGCAACUUUGAAAGAAAUUACAUCCAGGGAGACAAGAAUUCUAGCUCCUGCGGAACAAUUAAAAUUAAAUGCGGAUUUAGAAUUGAUUACUAAUUUAGCUCAGCCCAUAAGCGAAUUUGCAGAAGCAUUAGAAUCAUCUUACACUUUACACGAACCUACACAAUCUGAACCGAUGAUAUUCUCAAUAGAAUCACAAAUCAAUCAUUUACAAGCAAGUAUUAUUGACAUUCAGCAGCAUGUCAUUUUUAUUGAACCUGAAAACUCUCUCGAUGCCAAAUCUGCUCUGGCCAAGCCAUUAGUAGAACUGCAAAAAUGUUUAUCUGAAAUGCAAAACACAGGUGAACAAGAAUUAAAACCAGAAGAAGAAAAAAUAUUGGUUGAAUUGCAGGGUAAAAGCGAUGGAACACAGAAAGAUGAAAAAUUGAGACCAAUUGUAGAAGACAAAGCAAAAGCUGAACAAAUGAACAUUCAGGAAGAAGAUAAACAGAAAGCUGUAGACUCUAACUUUGAACAAGACGAAAUAAAAACUCAACAGCUAAAACUUGCAGAAGAAAAGAAAAAGAUAGCCGAAAAGGUUACUCUUGAAGAAGAGAAAAAGACAACUGAAAAGCCAAAGUUUGAUGAGGAAGAGAAAAAAAAAACUGAUCAGCUGAAACUUGAAGAGGAAGAGAAAAAGAAAAUAGAGCAGCUAAAACUUGAAGCGGAAGAUAAUAAGAAAUCUGAAUCUAAAACUGAAGAGGAAGAAAUUAAGAAAGCUGAACAGCUGAAAUUUGAUGAAGAAGAGAAGAAAACUGAACAGCUAAAACUUAAAGAGGAAGAGAAAAAGCAAGCUGAACAGCUGAAACGUGAGGAAGUACAGAAAAAGGAAGCUGAACAGCUGAAAUUUGACGAAGAAGAGAAGAAGCAAGCCGAUCAGCUGAAACGUGAUGAGGAAGAAAAAAUAAAAGCUGAAAAGCUAAAACUUGAAGAGGAAGAGAAAAAGAAAGCUGAAAAGCAAAAACUUGAAGAGGAAGAGCAACAAAAAGCUGAAGAGCUGAAACUUGAAGAGGAAGAGAGAAAGAAAGCUGAAAAGCUAAGACUUGAAGAAGAGAAAAAGAAUGCUGAGGAACUAAAACUGGAAGAGGAAGAGAAAAAGAAAGCUAAAAAGUUGAAACUUGAAGAAGAAGAGAAAAGGAAAGCUGAAAAGCUAAAACUUGAAGGGGAAGAUAAAAGGAAAGCAGAAAAGCUAAAACUUGAAGAGGAAGAAAAACAAAAAGCUGAAAAGUUGAAACUUGAAGAGGAAGAGAGAAAGAAAGCUGAAAAGCUAAGGCUUGAAGAAGAAGAGAAAAAGAAAGCUGAGGAACUAAAACUUCAAAAUGAAGAGAGAAAGAAAGCUGAAAACUUAAAACUUGAAGAAGAACAGAAAAGGAAAGCUGAAAAACUAAAACUUGAAGAAGAAGAAAAACAAAAAGCUGAAAAGCUGAAACUUGAAGAGGAAGAGAGAAAGAAAGCUGAAAAGCUAAGACUUGAAGAAGAGAAAAAGAUAGCUGAGGAACUAAAACUUGAAGAGGAAAAGAAAAAGAAAGCUGAAAUGCUAAAACUUGAAGAGGAAGAGAAAAAGAAAGCUAAAAAGCAAGAACUUGAAGAGGAAGAGAAAAAUAAAGUUUUGAAACAUGAAGAAGAGAAGAAGAAAGCUGAUAAGUUGAAACUUGAAGAUAAAGAGAAAAGGAAAGCUGAAAAGCUAAAACUUGAAGAGGAAGAGAUACAAAAAGCUGAAAAGUUAAAACAUGAAGAGGAAGAGAGAAAGAAAGCUGAAAAGCUAAAACUUGAAGAAGAAGAGAAAAAGAAAGCUGAAAAACUAAACUUGAAGACGAAGAGAGAAAGAAAGCUGAAAAGCUAAGGUUUGAAGAAGAAGAGAAAAAGAAAGCUGAGGAACUAAAGCUUCAAGAGAAAUAAAAGGAAAGCUGAAAAACUGCAACUUGAAGAGGAAGAGGAAAAGAAAGCUGAAAAGUUGAAACUUGAAGAAGAAGAGAAAAGGAAAGCUGAAAAGUUAAAACUUGAAGAGGAAGAGAAACAAAAAGCUGAAGAGUUAAAACAUGAAGAGGAAGGGAGAAAGAAAGCUGAAAAGCUAAAACUUGAAGAGGAAGAGAAAAAGAAAGUUGAAAAGUUGAAACUUGAAGAAGAAGAAAAAAUGAAAGCUGAAAACCUAAAACUUGAAGAGGAAGAGAAACAAAAAGCUGAAAAGCUAAAACUUGAAGAGGAAGAGAGAAAGAAAGCUGAAAAGCUAAAACUUGAAGAGGAAGAGAAAAAGAAAGCUAAAAAGUUGAAACUUGAAGAAGAAAAAAGGAAUCUUGAAAAGCUGAAACUUGAAGAGGAAGAGAAACAAAAAGUUGAAAAGCUAAAACAUGAAGAAGAGGAGAGAAAAAAAGCUGAAAUGCUAAGGCUUAAAGAGGAAGAGAAAAAGAAAGCUGAAAUUCUGAAACUUGAAGAGGCAGAGAAAGAGAAAGCUGAGGAACUAAAACUUGAAGAGGAAGAGAGAAAGAAAACUGAAAAGUUAAAACUUGAAGAAGAAGAAAAAAGAAAAGCUGAAAAGCUAAAACUUGAAGAGGAAGAGCAACAAAAAGCUGAAAAGCUGAAACUUGAAGAGGAAGAGAGAAAGAAAGCUGAUGAACUAAAACUAGAAGAGGAAGAGAAAAAGAAAGCUAAAAAGUUGAAACUUGAAGAAGAAGAGAGAAAGAAAGCUGAAAAGUUAAAACUUGAAGAAGGAAAAAGGAAAGCUGAAAAGCUAAAACUUGAAGAGGAAGAAAAACAAAAAGCAGAAAAGCUGAAACAUGAAGAGAAAGAGAGAAAGAAAGCUGAAAAUCUAAGACUUGAAGAAGAAGAGAAAAAGAAAGCUGAUGAACUAAAACUUGAAGAGGAAGAGAAAAAGAAAGCUGAAAAAUGUAAACUUGAAGAGGAAGAGAAAAAGAAAUCUGAAAAGCUGAAACGUGAAGAGGAAGAGAAAAAGAAAGCUGAAAAACUAAGACUUGAAGAAGAAGAGAAAAGGAAAGCUGAGGAACUAACACUUCAAGAGGAAGAGAAAAAGAAAGCUGAAAAACUUGAAGACGAAGAGAAAAAGAAAGCUGAAAAGCUAAAACUUGAAGAAGAAGAGAAAAGAAAAGCUGAAAAGUUAAAACUUGAAGAAGAAGAGAAACAAAAAGUUGAAAAGUUAAAACAUGAAGAGGAAGAGAGAAAGAAAGCUGAAAAGCUGAAACUUGAAGAGGAAGAGAAACAAACAGCUGAAAAGUUAAAACAUGAAGAGGAAGAGAGAAAGAAAGCUGAAAAGCUAAAACUUGAAGAGGAAGAGCAACAAAAAGCUGAAAAGCUGAAACUUGAAGAAGAGAACAGGAAAGCUGAAAAGCUAAAACUUGAAGAGGAAGAGAAACAAAAAGCUGAAAAGUUAAAACAUGAAGAGGAAGAGAGAAAGCAAGCUGAAAAGCUGAAACUUGAAGAAGAAGAGAAAAGGAAAGCUGAAAAGCUAAAACUUGAAGAGGAAGAGAAACAAAAAGUUGAAAAGUUAAAACAUGAAGAGGAAGAGAAAAAGAAAGUUGAAAAGCUGAAACUUGAAGAGGAAGAGAAAAAGAAAGCUGAAAAGUUGAAACUUGAAGAAGAGAAAAGGAAAGCUGAAAAGCUAAAACUUGAAGAGAAAGAGAAACAAAAAGCUGAAAAGUUAAAACAUGAAGAGGAAGAGAGAAAGAAAGCUGAAAAGCUGAAACUUGAAGAGGAAGAGAAAAAGAAGGCUGAAAAGUUGAAACUUGAAGAAGAGAACAGGAAAGCUGAAAAGCUAAAACUUGAAGAGGAAGAGAAACAAAAAGCUGAAAAGUUAGAACAUGAAGAAGAAGAGAGAAAGAAAGCUGAAAAGCUGAAACUUGAAGAUGAAGAGAAAAAGAAAGCUGAAAAGUUGAAACUUGAAGAAGAAGAAAAAAGGAAAGCUGAAAAGCUAAAACUUGAAGAGGAAGAGAAACAAAAAGCUGAAAAGUUAAAACAUGAAGAGGAAGAGAGAAAAAAAGCUGAAAAGCUGAAACUUGAAGAGGAAGAGAAAAAGAAAGCUGAAACGUUGAAACUUGAAGAAGAAGAGAAAAGGAAAGCUGAAAAGCUAAAACUUGAAGAGGAAGAGAAACAAAAAGUCGAAAAGUUAAAACAUGAAGAGGAAGAGAGAAAGAAAGCUGAAAAGCUGAAACUUGAAGAAGAGAAAAGGAAAGCUGAAAAGCUAAAACUUGAAGAGGAAGAGAAACACAAAGUUGAAAAGCUAAAACAUGAAGAGGAAGAGAGAAAGAAAGCUGAAAAAUUAAAACUGGAAGAGGAAGAGAAACAAAAAGUUGAAAAGUUAAAACAUGAAGAGGAAGAGAAAAAGAAAGCUGAAAAGCUGAAACUUGAAGAGGAAGAGAAAAAGAAAGCUGAAAAGUUGAAACUUGAAGAAGAGAAAGGAAAGCUGAAAAAGGAAGAGAGAAAGAAAGCUGAAAAGCUGAAACUUGAAGAGGAAGAGAAAAAGAAAGCUGAAAAGUUGAAACUUGAAGAAGAGAACAGGAAAGCUGAAAAGCUAAAACUUGAAGAGGAAGAGAAACAAAAAGCUGAAAAGUUAAAACAUGAAGAGGAAGAGAGAAAGCAAGCUGAAAAGCUGAAACUUGAAGAAGAAGAGAAAAGGAAAGGUGAAAAGCUAAAACUUGAAGAGGAAGAGAAACACAAAGUUGAAAAGUUAAAACAUGAAGAGGAAGAGAGAAAGAAAGCUGAAAAAUUAAAACUUGAAGAGGAAGAGAAACAAAAAGUUGAAAAGUUAAAACAUGAAGAGGAAGAGAAAAAGAAAGCUGAAAAGCUGAAACUUGAAGAGGAAGAGAAAAAGAAAGCUGAAAAAGGAAGAGAAAAAAAAGCUGAAAAGUUAAAACUUGAACAAGAAGAGAGAAAGAAAGCUGAAAAGCUGAAACUUGAAGAAGAAGAGAAAAAGAUGGCUGAAAAACGAAAACUUGAAGACGAAGAGAGGAGAAAAGCUGAGAAGCUGAAAUUUGAAGAAGAAGAGAAAAAGAGAGCUGAGAAGCUAAAACUUGAAGAGGAAGAGAAAAGAAAAAAAAAAGAAGCUAAUAAUCAAAAACUGGAAGAAGACCAAAAUGGAUUUGCACGAUUAAGCCUUGAAGAUGAGAAAGUAACAGACAAAGAAAAUAAAUUUGAAGAUUCUCAGAAUAAAAAUCAAUUUAUAGACAAAUCUUCUAAUCUAGAAAAAAAAUCAAGUAAACGUAUUGGUUCGCAAUAUGUAGCACCAACAAAGUCGUUUGUAAAGGAAUCGAAAAUAGUAAAGCCUACAUUCGGUACUCAUCUCACAGAUAGAACUGCCGCUCAAGGCUCUCUUAUAAAAUUAACUUGUACUGUAAUUGGUUCUCCUGAACCAUUAGUUGAAUGGUUAAAGAAUGGAGAUAUCCUUGUACCAUCUUCUAAGUAUAGAACUACAUAUGCGGAUGGCCUUGCAUGUUUCGAACUUUAUAAUGCAGAAGUGUCGGAUUCAGCAGAAUAUGCAUGCGUCGCUAAAAACUGUAAUGGGGCUUCAUACACAUCAUCCUUCUUGAAAAUUUAUGAAGGAUACGAACCAGCUCCGCUUAAGCCAAUAUUCACGAGAGCAGUUAGAGAUAAUUACAACAUAACAGACAACGAAUUAGUUCUCGAGUGUUGUAUUAGAGGAAAUCCUCAGCCAUCUAUAACUUGGAUUAAGGAUGGAGUUCCCAUACAUACUGGAGGAAAAUACCAGCAAAUGGACUUUGCACAAGGAAAGUGCAAACUUAUAAUAUCUAAUCCCAAUGAUGCGGAUAGUGGAAACUAUAUGUGUAAAAUUGAAAAUACAAAUGGUUGCGAUCAAAUCACGCACUACGUACAAUUCACUGGUAAUUAUAUAAUUUUAUAUUAUUUCAAAAUUAAGUAAAUCAAUUUUUAUAUUCAUUUUAAAGGCAAGGAUAAGUAUCGAACACAUAUUGAUACUUCGUUUAGAAGUGCAGGUCGGCCACAUUUUUCACAUCUUUUAUCGGAUACCGCUGUACCAGAUGGCGGAACUCUGGCUCUACAGGUUGAAGUUAAAGGAUCACCUAGUGAAAUUACUUGGUUGCGUGGUUCAGAAGCUGUACGUCAAGAUGGUAGAUACAGGUUCUUCAAGGAAGGUUCUUUAUACACAUUAGCUAUCAGUGGAGCAACAUUGCAGGAGACUGGACCCUACACUUGCAGAGCAUGGAACGCUUACGGCAAGACUGAUACUACUGCUUAUGUACGUAUUGUUGGACAAGGAGCUAUCCGUGAUGGCAAGCCUGCAACUAUUGUUCACCAGCCAGUAAAAGACGUUACUGUAGCACUCGGGGAAGAUAUCACAGUUUCAUUGAGAGCUCAAGGUCAACCUAAACCGAAGGUAUUUUUAACAAAAGGACUACGUGAUAUUACUACAAGUAUGCGCACGUUGAAAGAAACAUCUGAUGAUUAUAUUCGUUUUUCAAUUAAACGAGCUAUAGAUACAGAUGCUGGCACUUAUUGUGUAAUAGCUAAAAAUAUCUACGGUUGUGAUCGCGCUUUUUUCACAGUUAUGAUUCGACAAAGGGCGCGCUCAGUUACACCGCCUCGAGAUCCGACGAUAUAUGAUUCGAUACCGUCAAUUUAUACGAAAGAUGUGCCUGGACCAAUCGCCUCAGAACCCGUUGUAACGGAUAGUGGAUCUAAUUGGUGCAGUUUGAGUUGGCCCAAGCCAGAUGCGCAAAGUGUUGGCGGUGGCCCCGUGCUUGCAUAUCGGGUUGAUCGCUGGGAACUGGGGACGGACGGAGGUGCAAGAUGGGCAGAAUUAGGAAUUACUCCUAUCAAUUGUUUUGAUGUAUUCAAUUUGAAGCCAGGAACUGAAUAUCACUUUAGAAUAACGCCGAGAAACCGAAAUGGUUGGGGAGAAAGCGUUCAGACGGGAUGUCCAAUAACUGUCGGACCUAGCGUGAAUUUGCCAGAAUUCACAAAACCCUUACCUAGUCAAAUGAAGGUCCUCAUUGGUUCUGAUGUAGUCUUAGAAUGUACUUUAUCGGACAUAAAAAUUAAUACACUAAUCUGGUACAAAGAUGGAAUAGAAUUAGAUCCCAGAGAAGGCAUACGCAUGAAACAAGAUAAUUUAAACUGCAGUUUAAUUCUUUCUUCAAUCCAAGCAGAAAUGUGUGGAAGAUAUAUGUGUGAAGUCUCAAAUAAAUCAGGAAAGGCUUCUACAUUUGUAAGAUUGUUAGUAGUUGAAGAUCUCAAACUUUUGGAAGCGGAUAAAAAAUUGAAAUUGGAUCUUGAAUCGGAAAAGGAUAUGUCUCCUCAAUUCACUAUGCGGCUACGUGAUCGUCGAGUUCAAGUUACAUAUCCAGUACGAUUGACCUGCCAAGUUAUUGGUCAACCAAUUCCUGAAAUUACUUGGAGCAGAGAUGGUGAAACGAUCAACCCAGAUGAAAAUCAUAGUUUAAUAACUGAUGGAAGAUUCUACACAUUGGAAGUAUCCAGAACGAAUCUUAUGGAUUCUGGAGUUUAUUCAGUAACAGCCAAAAACAUUUUGGGUUCUGUUAGUUGCUGUUGUAGAUUGGUAGUCGAUAAAGGCAUCAAGGCGUAUAUCGCUCCUGAAUUCUUUGCUGGCUUAGAUGCUAUGUGCACUGUUCAAGAAGGAGAAUCAUUAAAACUGACUGCACAGAUUGAGGCGUAUCCAAGUGUUGGUGUGACAUGGCACCGAGAUGGUGUCAAGUUGCGAGCUUCUCGUCGUUGUGCACUUACUCUCGAUCGCGAAGGGAUAAUUACACUUGAAAUCAAGGGCGCUACUUCAGCAGAUGCCGGAUUAUAUAUAUGUACAGCCCGUAACGAGGUUGGCGAAACCAGGAGCAGUACUCGUGUAGUUGUAACGUCACCGGGUAGCAGAAAUGGAGCAAUAGCCAACAGCGAUAUUUGCGAACUGCCUCUUGUUUCUUCAAAUCAGCAACCCUCUGAACCCAGAUUUUUGCGCAAACCAACAUCCACCGAAGCAUUUGAAGGCGACAACAUUAUAAUUGCCUGUGAAGUAAGUGGCGAACCAAAACCAGAAGUAUAUUGGCUCAGAGACUUCUUAAAGCCCAAUUACUAUUUGGACGCACCUCACUUCCGCAGCGUUGGAGCAGGCCCGGAAUACAGAUUGGAAAUACCCUGCGCCAAGCUCGACUUCACCGGUACAUACUCCGUGGUUGCUCGCAAUUGCCAUGGUGAAUGCAAAGCCAUCAUGUCCUUGCAAAUAUACGCUAAAGAUAUCAUGAAUGAGAAAACUACGAAAAGUACAAGAUCAGUGAAACAUAGUGAAGAACAGAGAAUUCCUAUAUUGCAACGUCCAUUAUCAGACAUCAGAUGUUGCGAUGGUGAUUCCAUUACCUUUGAAUGUAAAAUAGAUGUAACCCCAGAAUUUCAAGUACUUUGGGAGAAAGAUGGAAAGGUAAUACCAACCGGCGAUGAUUUCACAUCCUCAUCGGAUGAAAAUGGUCAUUAUACUCUUACUAUUCUGAGGGUAUAUCCAGAAGAUGAAGGAAGCUAUUCUUGUACGGUUUAUAAUGACUUGGGACGAAUAAAUACUAACGCAUAUCUUAUUGUAGACGUCCCUGAAGAAAGGGAGAAUUUAUUAUCUCAUCAGUUGUGCAGACCGCCUGGCUUUAUGCCAUCAAAUGGUUCCACGCCUCAUUCAACACCGAGAGGAACACCGGCAAGAAGUCUAUCUCCUCUAACAGGUUCACAGGCUACUUCAACUGCGCUUCGAAAAUGUCUUAAUGUACGUCCGAGCACUGCGGCUUUACGCAGACGGGCAGACCGAUUCGGUACCUCAGGCAGACCUCCGAAAUUUCAGGCUUGCCCCCAUAAUCGUUUGGUGGAAGAGGGUGCCACUGUACGUUUCCGCUGUUCAGUAAGUGGGCAUCCAUCACCCUGGACAAACUGGGAUAAAGACGGAGUACCUGUGACUCAAACUUCAAGAAUUAGUGCCACAGAAGAGGAAGAUUUGAGGACACUUGAAAUCAGAGAAGUGACCCAUGAAGAUGCAGGUUUAUAUAGAAUCAUCCUAGAAAAUGAUCACGGAAGAGUAGAAGCAACAGCGAGGUUAGACGUACUGAGAUAUAGAAGUAAGCAUGGAAUAACUUUAACAAAUUGUUCGUUUAGAACCGUGAGGUCAAGCAGUGUAUCGCCUAGGGCUUCACCUUUUUAUAGCAAAAGAUUACAAAAUACAACUGCUAGAGUUGGAUCUAAAUUAAGAUUAAAUGCAGAACUCAGAACAUUCAGGGGAGGCGAAAGUCAUUGGGUUCAUGAUGGCGUUUUACUGGACCCAUCAUGUCUAGACAAUAGAUUCAAAAUGAUUGAUACUUGCAAAUCACGUAUUCUGACUAUAAAUAAAGUAACUGAGGCAGACAGUGGUAAUUAUAUUUGUGUGACAUCGAACAAUUUUGGUGCAUCAGCUGUCGGUGCACAAGUAACUAUAACCCAAAAUGCUCCGGUUGAAAAACGCUUACCCAAAUUUAUUCGAAGAUUGAGAAAAAGUAUUACUUUCCUCGAAGGUCAGAUGGGUUUCUUGACAUGUGAGAUAGAAAAUACUGAUGUGCCUUUCAAUGUUAGAUGGACAAAAGACUCUAAAGAAGUUCCUGAUUGUGAUGAUUAUGAAUACAUGGAUUACGGAGGUGGUCUUUUAGGUUUGAAAAUUGUCGAGGCGUUUUUGCAGGACUCAGGAAAAUAUCAUUGUGAAGUGAUUACAUCGUUUGGAACUAUUAAAACCGAAACUGUUGUUCGAGUGAAAGAAGCGACUUCUGCAAACCGUAGCUGUGCUGAAUUUGACCAUAGGCCUGUAGCAACGUCGUGUCUUGAGGGCAGAAAUAUACAAUUUCUGGCCAGUGCAAAUGCUAUGGUAUUACGUGAUAAUAAAACUGGAGAACCUGAUCAAGUAGGCUUAGUAUUCAAAUGGUUUGUCGCUGGACGACGGGUACAGACUGAUGGCGAACAUUUUUUAAUAGAAACUGUUGGUAACGAAACAAUCCUGCACGUGUUGAACGUUAAUCAACACCAUGCAGGCGAGGUGAUGUGCAUGGCGAGCCCCCGCGAAACUUUCGUACGAUCAAUUCACCAGAAUAAUGGUGAAAAAAUUCAACUUUACGACGUCGCAUGCGUCUCGGAGCUAAACGUUUUGCCUUCAUUGAACACAGACGAUGUCGAAUGCGAGAAUAAUAAAAUAUUCGAAACGACGGAAACGUUAUUAAAACCGAAUACACCAGCAAAGAUUCUAAAUAAACCGGACAACAUUGCUGCGAAGAGUGGAAGUCGAGUAGUCCUGGAGAUCGAAUACACCGGUCUACCAGAACCAGAUGUCGUUUGGUAUAAAGCGGAUCGCAAACUUGACGAAUACCAUAACAUCAUACUAGAAAAAGAAGUUUCAAAUAUUGGGUAUUAUUCAAGACUGGUUAUGGAUAACGUUUCAGACGACGACAGUGCGAAAUAUUCAGUUAGCGUGAAAAACGAUUUAGGAUGCGACUUUGCCCAUUUAUCAGUCGCCAUAGAAGGUCCUCCUCAUGCUCCUGUAGAACCACCUGUAGUGUAUUUAUCAGAACCAAAUGCUGUCCUUGUGUCUUGGAACGCCUGUCCAUUUGACGGACACAGGCGAGUGACUUCCUACGAAAUGGAAAAAUGUGAAAUUUUGGAUCUGAAACACAAGUACCAAGAAGAUUCUCCAGCAGUUUGGCAGGCAAUAAAAUGCGAUGAUAGAAAUUGUGCUUUGGAUCUUCAGAGAAUUGCCACAAAUUUGAUACCAGGAAAGAGUUAUCAGUUUAGAGUCAGGGGUGUUAACGAACUUGGACCAGGAGAUUAUGGACCAGCUAGUGAUGUAGUUCUUAUACCAGAUGUUGCACUGGGUGAAAGGACAUCAUCUUCAGAUAAUAUGGAUAGUAUUAUGGUGCCAAGUAAUACGGAUUACCAAAACUACUAUAAAAUAUAUGAAGAAUUAGGUAAAGGCAGGUUUGGAAUUGUCAGGCGAGCUGAGGACAUCAAAACUGGUAAAACUGUUGCUGUAAAAACUAUCAGGACUAUUAGAUCGAGAGAUCGCGAAAUGACACUUCAUGAAAUCACAAUAAUGAGUAUACUAAAUCACGAAUUUAUCUUGAAACUUUUUUCUGCUUAUGAAUUGGGUAAAGAAAUAACUUUAAUCACUGAAUUCGUAUCUGGAGGUGAACUUUUUGAAAGAGUAGUGGCAGAUGAUUCGCUGACUGAAGGUGAUUGCGCCAGAUUUAUGAAAAAUAUCUGCGAAGGGGUUGCUUAUUUACACAGUAAGCAAGUUGUACAUUUGGAUCUAAAACCGGAAAAUAUACUUUGCCGCAGCAGAGAUCCGCAUAAUCAUGAUAUCAAAAUUAUCGACUUCGGAUUAGCUCGACGUAUCACUGGCGAAGAACCACAAAGAGUGCUUUUUGGUACACCAGAAUUUAUUCCACCAGAAGUGAUAAGCUAUGAACCAAUUGGCUUGCAGAGUGAUAUGUGGAGCCUUGGAGUGAUAUGUUAUGUCUUAUUAUCUGGUCUAUCACCAUUCAUGGGUGAUAAUGAUGCCGAAACAUUUACAAAUGUAACAAGGGCUGUUUACGAUUUCGAUGAUGAAGUUUUUGAUUCAGUCUCGCACGAAGCCCGCGAUUUUGUUUCUAGUUUGUUAAUAAAGCAGUUAGAAAAACGCGCUAGUGCAGAAAGCUGUCUGGACAGUCCUUGGCUUCGUAGCAUAGGUUCAAAACAUGUUGAUGUGCGACUGCAGACUGAUCGUUUGAAGAAAUUUAUUGUUAGACGAAAGUGGCAGAAAACGGGAAUUGCGAUACGUGCUUUAGGCCGCUUGACAGCUGUUACAUCUGCUGGAAAUGCUGUGACCGAAAAGAUCACUACUAUUAGCAAAGGAAAACCAGCCAAAAUAAACAAACGGGACUGUAAUAAAAAGGAAUGCUCUAUAGGAAAAUUGAACUCAAACAGUAUCCCUCACCCCAGAAAGCGCAUUGAUAAUAACAAGAGCAACAGACACCUUGGCAUGGGGCAAAGUGAUGCAUGUGAAUUACAAAGUAAAAGCCUACAGCGUGCAAUUGACAAGCAUGUUGCUAGUAAUUCAACUCUAGAGCAUGAUUUGAAUUUAAAAGACGUUGUUUCAGAACAAACUAAAAAGACUUUGAGUAAUGAAAAUAUUGGUGUUUCUUGUGUAGUUGGCAAAAACGCGCAUAGACCCGCGCAGGACAGCGUAAGAUCCCGCAUAAGACGUCUGGAGAAUUGCAUAUCUUCGGACGAACGUAAAACCAGCAGUCGCAGUGAACAUCGUCGAACUAAAAAGCGAUAGUAGUUGAAAUUAUUUUAU